Molecule: messenger RNA, 1741 nt
Organism: Portunus trituberculatus (swimming crab)
Lineage: Eukaryota; Metazoa; Arthropoda; Malacostraca; Decapoda; Portunidae
Product: 15-hydroxyprostaglandin dehydrogenase [NAD(+)]-like
Exons: 8
Coding region: 16-1047 (343 amino acids)
Cellular component (GO): cytoplasm
Molecular function (GO): oxidoreductase activity, acting on the CH-OH group of donors, NAD or NADP as acceptor
Source: RefSeq, a predicted model, not a curated record
CCUUCUGUACUAAGGAUGUCAGCGCAGCUGGCUAUAUACAGUAGAGGAGGCAACCAGCACCAUCGCCGCCAGUCGCCUCUCUACCGUGCCACGGCCCACAGACCACAGUUGUUGUUCGACCGUGGUGGUAAAAGGAAGCCUACGCGCCACUCUCGCAUCUUGCCCACCACUGAACGGCCUUCACAUUCCUCACCUCUAAAGAUGGGAAGCUGCCUCGGGUCGCAGUCCAAGGAGCAGACACAACCAGAGUCUGACAGGACAACCGGAGGGAAGAGUAUGGAGAUCAAGGGGAGCGUUGUUAUCAUCACGGGCGCCGCUAGAGGGCUGGGAAGAGCGUUCGCUGAAGCCUUGUUGGAUCACGGCGCAAAGAUUUGUGUGGCUGAUAUAGACAGUGAGCAGGGGCAGGCUACCGUGACAGAGCUACAGGCCAAGCACGGUGAAGACAAUGUCAUCUUUGUCUCCUGUAAUGUAACAAGUGACGACGACUUUAAAACGGUCUGGGAUGCUACAGUGGAGAAGCUAGGACCGGUGAAUGUGCUCAUCAACAAUGCUGGCAUUGGUAAUGAGCAAGAAUGGGAUAAGACAGUUGCAAUAAAUCUUGGAGGCUGCAUGAGGGGGACACUGCUGGCUCUGGAGCGCAUGGGCACCAACAAGGGAGGCUCAGGAGGAGUGGUGGUUAACAUUUCCAGCAUUGUGGGUCUCAAGGCCAAUCCUUUUGGCCCUGUAUACUCAGCUAGCAAGCAUGCCAUUGUUGGGCUGGUACGGAGUUUAGGGCAUGAUUUCCACUUAAAGAUCAGUGGAGUGAAAGUUCAGGCUUUGUGCCCAAGCUUAGUGAAGACAGAACUGCUGGUAAAUUCCAUGAAGAAAGCUUUCUCUCCGGAAGUAGUGCAAGCCCUAUCCAAGUUUGCAUCCGGCCUCAAGGACCUGACUGCAGAGACUGUGGCCAAUGGCUUGGUGAAGCUGCUGGAGGAGGGACGCAAUGGAGGUUGUCUAGUCGUGGAAGCAGAAAAAGAUCCCUACUACGUGGAAGCUCCCGUCCCUUCCUAGAUCACUACCUCCACAGUGCAUGGAAACAGCCAAGGAGAGACAGACAUAUGGGUGGGGGGAUGUUCAUAGCUGAAAACACAUCCCUGCUCUCUCUAAAACUGCCUCAAUAGUCUUGCCCCAUUCUACCCUUUGCUCUGAAGCACAGGUGGUGUGAGAUGCCUCUUCAUUUAAGUCCAGACAACACCCCUGGUGUCCAUGCAGUGUUAGGAACAGACAUAUAAACAAAACCAUCAUCACUCAGGCAUAAUAAGCUGACAAUCUAUGUUGUAUACAACACCAGAUCUGAUGAGGCCUGCAUAGGCAUGUAAGGUGCUAACAGAUAGAUGUGUCAUUAUCUAAUGAAGUUUAUGGCUAAAAUUUUCCACCAUUGAAUUAGCUUGGCAGCUCUUUGUCAUUAUAGGGUUUUCUUUUUAUGUUAGUUACAUUAUAUAUUUUUAUACGCAAUGCAUGAGUUCUAAUAUAUAGACAUAAGUUGUUGUCCUGCCCAUGUAUGUGGCAGCUGCAGUAAUCGUGACAACAGAUAAUCAAAGUUCAUUUUACAGCAUGGAGAAGAUUUUGGUCUAACGUAAAAUAUAUUACUGCAUUUCAUUGUUUACUUUUGUUAAUAUGGAAGAAAUACUCAACUGGCACACCAUCUCAUACAAAAUCAAUGUAAUAUUGUUCAGUAUAAAGCAAUAAACUUAUUUAUAUAACA